Molecule: messenger RNA, 1023 nt
Organism: Chenopodium quinoa (quinoa)
Lineage: Eukaryota; Viridiplantae; Streptophyta; Magnoliopsida; Caryophyllales; Amaranthaceae
Exons: 1
Coding region: 127-798 (223 amino acids)
Source: RefSeq, a predicted model, not a curated record
GGUAAGUAAGUUUGAAAAGUACAUUUCCAUAUUUCAAACAAAAGCGCUCUAAUUAAAUCUUCAUUCUCAUAUCCAUUUUUCAACUAAAAGAAAACACAACUCACAACAAUAAGAAAUCUCAUUUUAAUGAAGUUGAAGAAAGCAAUGAAGAAGCUCAAAUUCUGGUCAAGCAAGAAGACAAAGAAAAAGGAUAGUUAUUACGAUUAUUACCACAAACUACCUCCACAAUAUGACUUCUACCCAUACAUUUAUCAUUCUCCUCCUCCUCCUCAAUCACCACUACCGUCAACGCCGAUGCCGCCGCCACCACCUCCAGAAGGCUGUGAAUGCCAUUUCUGCUAUCCUGCUGUGCCCUCGGCGCCACCCUUACCUUCAUGGCUCGAACCACAGCUACAAGAGGGUUUUAAUUCUUCAUCUGAUGAUGAUUAUUCCAACUCGUUUUCAAACUCCACCAAAAUCCAUGAUCAUUGUAUUGCUACAUCCGAAGAGAUAAUGGUGAUUACUACGCGUACUACUGAUACUGAUACAAAUACUAGUGAUGGUAUCUUAGAAGAUCGAGAUAAGAAUGAAAUUAUCGAUUCCGGUAGCUCAGAAUUACAGCAGUUAUCGUUGAGAAGCGAAAAGGAUGGUGUAGUAGGAUUGUUUGGAUGUAUAGUGGAUGUGAGUGCUUUACUCUUUCGCUGCUUCAUUCCCUGCUUAAACAUUUCUCAGCGUCAAAGUGCUGCUCCAAUAUUGAUGGCUUCCCCUGAUGUUAGGGAUAGUACUAUAGUAGAAAUUAAUGCAUGUUUCAUAAUUUAAAACUUAAAAUGUAUUACCAAUUUAAGGUUUUUUUUUUUUUUUUUUUUUUGGGGAUAAGUUCAUAUCCAUUAUUUUAAUGUCGUAUUAUAAUAAAACUACUUGUAUAAAAAUUUUAAAAUCUACGCAUUGAAAUAAAUCUCUAAGAUUUUAUCUAUGUAAUAUCUUAAAUUUUAUCAUUCUUUAAUACCCGUAUUGAUUUUAUUAUCAAUUAAAAAUAAAUAAAUA